AUGAUGCUUCGGUUGCAGACAGUUGAUAAUAACAUCAAAGGCCGAUUGGCUUUGGUGACAGGUUCAAGUGGCGGAAUCGGUUCCGCUGUAGCCAAAGCUCUCGCUUCUGAAGGGUGCGAUGUCGCCCUACACUAUUCCUCAAACAAAGACAAAGCAGACAAUCUCGCGAACGAGCUCAGCAAAUCAUUUCCGUCUCAACUGUUUGUCACUGUACAAGCAGAUCUCUCCCAGAGAGAAUCAACAAGGUCCCUUGUGCCGACUCUGCUUGCCCAGGAUGCCGUAUUCUCCAAACAUAAGGCAGUGUCAGUUUUGGUAGCAAAUGCCGGUUUGGGACGACGAAUUCGGGAUGUCGCAGAUAUCCAAGAAGACGACUGGGAUGAGAUGAUGGAGAUUAACAGUCGAAGUCAGUUUGUGGUUACCAAGGCUUGUGUUGAUGGUAUGAGGAAACAAGGAUGGGGAAGGGUGAUUUUGGUCGGGAGUAUCGCCGCUCGUGGGAGCGGCCUUAAUGGAUGUCACUAUGCUGCCUCGAAGGGAGCUCUUAGUUCAAUGGGUCAGAAUCUGGCGACGUUGCUGGCACCUGAAGGCAUCACGGUCAACACAGUCUCUCCUGCAAUGAUUGGUUCUACGGGAAUGAUUCCUCCUCCAAAAUCAGAGAUAUGGAGCAAAGGAUGUGAUUUGGAAAAGCUCAAGGAAGAGGACACAGGACUUGCAAUUGCUGCCUCCAUCCCUGUUCACAGAUUGGGAUCACCUGAUGAAGUUUGUAAUAUGAUAACUAUGCUGGCGAAGAACGGUGACUCCAGCGGCGUACCUGGAGAUCCUCCAUGUCGUCGUUGCAUCGAAAAGCACCAAGAAUGCGUUCUCGCAACCUCUCGUCGAGGCGGUCGUCGCGUCAAAGGUCAACGCUCUAGUCAUAGUCAAUCGUCAACAGAACCGAUCCGACAAUCACCGAGUAGAAGGCUCAGCCAGAUGAACCCACCGUCACAUCCCAAUAUUCAAAGACGUCCAGAUACUGAGGAGCCUAGUGAAUGGUUGUCUUCGAAUCUUGGAUCAAAUUCGGAAGAUGAAGAGGGAGUGGAAGCGGACGGGCAUGAUUCUGGACAGCUCCAAGGACAUUUUACGUCCUCGGAUCUCCUAAACCCUUCUGAUGCACUCGAUUUGUUGGCUCAUGUUGCCGAUAUGGAACCAGAGGGACAUGAUCCUGACAGAACUCAAGACGAAGGCGGACAAACCGAGCAUCGAACAAGUGUCGCUGGCGCAUCUCAUGGCGCCUGCAACUAUCCACCCAUAGAAUCAGGAGCACUGACACUUUCAGAAGCAUCAUUUCUUAUUGAACAGAAUUCUAGCUAUCAUAACAACUUCCAUAUAUUCUUCCCAAUCGCAUACAGCGCCGUGUUCGACUACACCCGCCUCCUCGAGUCACUAGAAAAGGAGCCACACCUUAUCACUGCAAUCUUGACAGUGGCUACAAAGGAUGAUCCCUCUUGGACUAGAGCCCACAACGCAUGCGCCCGAUAUAUGGAGAGCCAAAUCUCAAAGUUGAUAUAUACCGGUUCUACAACUGUUGGUGCCGUUGAAGCACUGUUGAUACUUGCUGAGUGGGCUCCACAGUCACUGGAAGAAGAUCUCAUGAUAGGAUGUGGGAAAGAAGACCAAGGCUCGUGGAUGCUUGUAGGCGUCGCUAUACGUCUUGCAUAUCUCCAGAACCUGGAACAAACUGGGUUGACACAACGAGAUGAAGGUGCGACGAAGGAUCUGAGCAGAAAGAGAAUAGCCUGGGCAGCUUGCUACAUGAGUGACCGUCAAGUUUCGAUCCGACUCGGAAAGGGUUUCUGGUCUCGUGGCCCGGGCCCGUCUGUCAAUCUACGAGCUGCCGACUUUCCGUAUCUUCAGACGCAAACAAUAGGGACCGACAAUUUGGCUUUACUUUUCCAAGCGCACUUGGAGAUGACUCAAUUAUUUAGCAAUGCUCAUGACAUAUUAUACUCAUCAACCAGCCACCGAGAGCAAUUGUACACAGGAGGCGAAUACGAUGACUUUUCUUCUGUUCUUCGCCGGUGGAAGCUAUCAUGGGGUGGUCUUAGCUUUGUGCCCCGUGUUAAAGCGUCCCUGAUGUUAUCUUACGACUUUCUUCGCCUCUAUAUCAAUGCAUUCGCAUUUCAAGCCAACUUAAAUCGCAUUGUCCGCCACCCAAAGAAACGGCCAGCUGGGUCUUUAUUUUCAGAGCUCGCUUCUGCACCAGAUGCGAGAUUCAUAUAUGAAUCGAUAGACGCAGCGAACUCAAUUCUAUGCACUAUCAACAGCUUCAUUGAUCCCACUACUGUCUUCAAAUAUAUGCCCAUCAAAUUCUAUCUCUAUGUCAUAUAUGCUGCUGUAUUCUUAUUUAAGGCUAUCUUCGCUGGAGCUAUAAAGCCACCAGAAGCACGCGGUGUCCGACGGGCCAUAUACGAAACUAUAUCCCGUCUACAGAAAACUUCAGAUAAUCAACAAGGCUUGGGACAGCGCUACGCUCGAUCCCUCAAGCUCCUCUGGUUGAAGAUGUUGGGAAAGUCCAGAUCGCAGGUUUCAAGAACUGGGGGGCUCUCUGACUCCUUAGUCUCAACAAACCAAGCAGCAUCUCAUGCUCCAGUGGAUCAAAGCGAGCCAACGCCAAGUUCUGAUCCUUUCAACAGUUUCUCGUGGAAGGACCUACACUCUCUAGGGGAGUUCAUAUCUAAUGAUGGCGCAUCGCUCUUUAACGACAAUUUCAUCAUCAGCCCGGAACAAGAUUCGAUACAAGGGAUCGAAGGACCUGACUAUAUGAGUGGCAAUCUUUUCUAUACCGACCUGAUGAGUGGAUCUGAUAUCAUAUUCUAA
Fusarium coffeatum is the source of this 2853-nucleotide messenger RNA. RefSeq lists its product as uncharacterized. The transcript has 11 exons. Gene Ontology annotation, biological process: DNA-templated transcription. The record is from RefSeq and is a predicted model, not a curated record. NCBI's taxonomy places the organism in Eukaryota, Fungi, Ascomycota, Sordariomycetes, Hypocreales, Nectriaceae. Bases 1 to 2853 code for a protein of 950 amino acids. Gene Ontology annotation, molecular function: DNA binding; DNA-binding transcription factor activity, RNA polymerase II-specific; oxidoreductase activity. Gene Ontology annotation, cellular component: nucleus.